Molecule: messenger RNA, 2652 nt
Organism: Trypanosoma theileri
Lineage: Eukaryota; Euglenozoa; Kinetoplastea; Trypanosomatida; Trypanosomatidae
Product: putative FG-GAP repeat protein, putative,intergrin alpha chain protein
Exons: 1
Coding region: 1-2652 (883 amino acids)
Molecular function (GO): protein binding
Source: RefSeq, a predicted model, not a curated record
AUGAGACGUUACACGCACUCUCUCAAGCGUGUAGAUGAUGUAUUACGGAGGCGUACCAUCGCAAAUAUGACGAUGACAAUCUCUUUAUUUUUCAUUUUAAUGAUGGUUGUUAUUGUUAACGCAGCCCCUGUUAAGUGGAGUCAACCAUUGGGCAACAAAGCCCCCAAAAGACCAAUGAUACCAGAAGAAAAUAUGGCCCCUGUAAUUAUGCCUUUUGGUUCAAAUGGGAGUGUAGCCCAACUCUGUCGAUCUGGUGUGCACUUGGAAUGGGCGGCUCGAGUCGGCAGCAGUGUGUUCGCCACUCCGCGUAUCGUUGACCUUAGUCACGACGGAAAUAAGGAAAUUCUUGUGCCAACGUACACACAAUACCUGGAAGCCCUUGAUGGAUUUAAUGGCGAGGAUGUAGCUGGUUUUCCAUUCGUACAUCCAAGCUUUAAAUCAUAUGCCAGUCCACUCCCGGUUGACAUGGACGGUGAUGGUAAGACGGAAUGGCUUGUUGCUAUGUAUACUGGUGAACUGAUGGUAUUCGGAGAUGAUGGGAAAGCACGUGGAGCAGUUCAAAUUCCAUCUUUACCUAUAAAGAAAAACUGGAUGAAGAAGAACCUUACCAGAGAUAGUGCUGUGAAUUUUAAGCUUAAAAAAAUGGAAAAAUCGGAAGAAUGGUUACGUGAAGUCAUACGGGCAAGAAGAAUGCUCGAUAUGACACACCAAUUUACUAGGAUGCGCAACAAUGGGACCUAUAAAAAGAAACGUAGUAAUCCCUACGAGACUGCAGGAACGGCGACAGAAAAAGGAGAUGAUAAUAUUGCUGAAGAAAACCAGAGGGAUAUUGCUGUAGAGGAGGAACCUGGUCGACAACUUGCAGGAAUGGGUGAAGGAGGUGGAGAUGAAGAAGAUGGUGCAUUUCCCGUUGCAAAUGACCAGAACGCUGGAGAAGGUAAUGAUCUUCUGGGUAACGAUGGUUUAGAUGAUGAUAAUCUUGACAUGGAUGAUCUUGAUGAUUUGGUUGGCCUAGAUGGUCCCCAGGACCCUGAUGACCUAGGAAAACAUCAGGGAAUUGGUACGGACGGUUGGCUUAGCCGAGAAGCAAGGGCUUCAAUGGACCUAUUGUAUCACCCAGAGUUAUACAAAAGCAGUGUAAACUAUGAAGGUGAAAAGGAUGCUUUUAACUUCCACAAUAUGCGAAGCCCAUCAUCUGCAGAGGUGGCAGAAGAUGAAGUGGCUGUUGACCCUCAUAUUAUGUCUACACCAGUUAUUGUGGACGUAGAUGGUAAUGGGGAUCUUGAUGUGGUGUUACAUGUCAGUUUUUUCUUUGAUCCCAGAGCAUAUGAAGGUGAAAAAGCUGAAUUACUCCCACCAGAUAUUGAUAUGGACGAUUACGUGGCAGAUGCUGUCAUGGUUGUGAAUUUGGUCACUGGUGAGGUAAAGUGGCUUCAGGUGUUACACCUCACAUCCAAGAAUGAUACAAACCCAGCCUACGCACUAUCAUCCCCGGCAAUCGCCAAUCCUAAUGAAGAUAAACAACAAGAGAUUUAUGUAACAACAACAGCUGGUGCUAUUUUUGGCCUUUCAGGACAAGGAAAAUUGCUGAAUGGAUGGCCAGUUUGGAUGGGUAGUACAAUAACAGCGGGGGUCUCUAUGGAAGAUGUUGAUGCUGAUGGGAUACUUGAUAUCUGUGCCGGUGAUGCAAGUGGAUAUGUUGCCUGUUACACGGCAAAAGGAGAAAAAAUCUGGGGAAGAACUUUCCUUGGAGCAGUAACAGAUCACAUUACAUUUGGUGAUAUAGAUGGUGAUGGAAACGUUGAUCUUGCAUUUGGUACAUCUUCAGGUCUUCUUUAUGCUGUGCGAGGUAGCAAUGGUGAAGUACUACCACACUUUCCAGCUGCAACAGAGGGUCCUAUUCUUGCACCUCCACUCCCGGUAAAUCUUAACAAGACAACUGUGGGGAUGAAUGAAAAUGAGAAGGGUCUUCACUUAGUUGUUCCUUCUCAUGAUGGCGUUCUGUACAUUGUAAGUGGCACUACAGGUUGUGUAGACGGUAUUGACAUAAAUGAAAAGUCUCCUGCAAUGGUGCUUGCUGAUGAUAUGACUGGGAAUGGUAAACUGGAUCUUAUUGUAAGUACACUUAGUGGAAGUAUCAUGGUUUUUGAGACACCGGCGAACUAUCAUCCCCUAAAGGCGUGGAUCAGCCGAGUGAAGGCCACAAACGGUUACACUGCUUCAGAAGGAUAUGUGGGCGUUUAUAUUCAUCCCAGCAGUCGUGCAGCACGUGAUGUUCGUGGUGAUACUUUUACACUUUUAGUCACCAUUCACGAUAAGCGACCUGGCACUGCAGUAAAGCGAAGGUAUGGCCUCACUAUCACCAUUGGUCCUCGUGUUUUGGUGCAUCAAAAAGUGUACAGUGCCCCUGGUACGUACGCCAUUACAAUGCGCACUCCUCCAGAAAGAAUGUAUGCCUCUGUUUAUGCUAUUAUGUUGCUGCCGAAUGGGCAAAGGUAUGAGGACAGUGUAGCGUUAAGUUUCAACAUGCACUUUCUUGAGAGCAUUAAGUUUACUUUUUUGAUCCCGUACGUGGUAGCGUGCCUUGCUAUUUCAUUCGUUAGUCGCCGGCAUGAGGUGGAACCACCAGCGUUCGAGCCACAGUAUUACUAG